Messenger RNA from Juglans regia (Persian walnut), 717 nucleotides. RefSeq lists its product as uncharacterized. Bases 1 to 717 code for a protein of 238 amino acids. NCBI's taxonomy places the organism in Eukaryota, Viridiplantae, Streptophyta, Magnoliopsida, Fagales, Juglandaceae. The record is from RefSeq and is a predicted model, not a curated record. The transcript has a single exon.
AUGGGACACAAAUACUACAACUUGAUUUCUUUUGUAGCUUCACAAUUCCAAGUCUCUUCAUUUGCAGAACUUCUUAAAGCAUUCUUAUACUCUUACACGUUGAUGAGUAGUGAUUCUUCUCAAAUUGAAUGGUUUAUAUCUAAGCUAGCUCGCCAAUUUUCCAUCAAAGACCUAGGGCAUCUCCAUCACUUCCUCGGUCUGGAAGUCCACAAGCUUGAUAAUGGUCUACUAAUUUCACAAAAUCACUAUGCUCAGACCCUUUUACAAUGUGUUGAGAUGAUUGGUUGUAAACCUAUCUCUACUCCCAUUUCCAGCAAAGGUCAACAACUCUCCUCUUCCACUGAGUUGUUCAUUGAUUCCACUUAUUAUAGCAGCAUUGUUGGAAGUUUGCAAUACCUCACAUUUACAAGACCUGACCUCUCCUUCAGUAUGCCUACCAACUAUGCUUACCAAUUCAUGCAAGCUCCAACUGCAACUCACUUUCGACUUAUGAAAAUAAUUCUCAAGUACGUUCAAGGCACCGCUAACUUCAAUACAAGACUUCUUGCUGAUAGCACACUGAACCUCUAUGCCUACUCUAAUGUCGAUUGGGCAUGCUGCCCUCUCACUCGCCACUCCAUCUCAUGCUACUAUACCUUCCUUUGUAGCAACCUCAUUUCAUUGCGUGCAAAGAAACAAGCCACACUGGCUUGUUCGAGUGCUGAGGCAAAACACUGA